AUGACUGAAAGUUGCGACGCAGACCAAGCCACCCCUGCAGUGUGCCCCACGGAUGCGCCUGACGGAGACUGCGGUAGAAGGGGAGCAGCUGUCUUCUCGACUGCCGUCGAGGCUGAGGCUGCGACUGCCCCCUCGCUGCCUCUCCUGGGGAGGACUGCGCCCUUCUCCCCGCCAGGAGAGCAGCAGCAGCAGCAGGAAGCGGCAGCUGCUGCUGCUGCUGCUGCUGGCAGCUCCGACAGUCCAGCGUCGUCUGCUGCGGCGGCGGCUGCUUCCGCCUCCACGGAGGAGCAACAGGGAGCUGCUGCUGCCGCAGUCGCCUUGGCAGGCGAGCUCAAGCUCCCCCUGAUGGCCUCUUACCUCCGGGGGAUGGCGCUAGGUUCUCUCUCGAUCGACGACUUGCCUUCUCCGCCUUGCAGCACGAUCUCUUCCGCGUCUUCUUCGCCAACCGCCGUUGCGGGGAGCAAGCAGCACGCAGGUGUGUCGGCAGCGGCAGCAGCAGCUGCUGCUGCUGCUGCUGUAGCAGCGGGCACGCCCUUUAUCGACAUCGGGCAGCAAGCGGCAGCAACAGCAGCAGCAGCAGCAGCUGCGCAUUUUCCUCAGCUGUCUGUCGGUCUUGCUUCUCCAAGACUUCCAACUCCCCUGCCGCAAGCUGCAGGGAGCACCAGCGCCGCUCAGACGGAUGCUCUGCAGCAGCAGCAGCAGCAGCAGCUCCUCUUGCAGCGUCAGCAGCUCCUCCUGGCGUUCGCUAACCAGCACCACCAGAUGCUGGGAGCCUUGAACAGGGGGGGAGGGGUCCCCUCUGCGCUUUCGGCAGAUGCUGCGACUCUAGCCUCUUUUGGCGGCUACAGUUCUCUGCUGAUGGAUGCUGCAGUUGGAGGCGGCGACGGCACUGUGCCUUCCUCCGCUGCUCUAGGGAGCACUCCUGCAGGAGCGACAAACGCGACUGUGUCUGGGCGUGGUACUGUGGGGAGGGGGGAGAGCUCUUCCAGUGCCUCUUGCGCUGCUGCCACUGCUGCUGUCGCGCCGUACAACUCGACGUGUUUCAGGCUCGCCUUGACCUCUGCGGAAGGGGGGGGGGGAGGCUCCAGCGCGCUGAGUGGCAUGGCUACCCCUUCCUCUGGAGUGGGGAGUGGAGCAGCUGCCUCGGGAGCUUUGCCGAAGAAGUACAGUGGCGUCUGGUUCGACCCGCAGCAGAAUUGCUGGAGAGCAUCGUGGGUGUGCGCUGCAACAGGCAAGCGACGCUUUCGAUACUUCUCCGCCGCUAAGUUCGGGCAUGAGCAUGCCUUGCAGCUAGCCACGGAGACGAAGGAGCGAGCUUUAGAAAGGAAGAAGGUGAAGACGCAGCAGCAGCAGCAGCAGCAGCAACAAGGGGAUCUUGGCGGAAGUGUCUCUGGCCUUGUUUCGAGAUUUCCGAGUGCUGCUGCGCUCGGCGCAGCGGCAGGCUUGCACGGGGGAGACACCCCCCAGCUAGCCAUUUUAGCAGCGCGAGCUCGAGAAAUUACAAAGGUUCCCGGGGUGUAUUACGACGGCGCGCGAAUGAUAUGGCGUGCCUUCUGGCACGAAGGCGGUCGUCGAGUUAUUCGGUACUUUACGGUGAACAAGCAUGGCUUUAGGAGGGCGCACCAGCUGGCGCUGCUCACGAGGAAGCAAGCGGCGGAGGCGAUGCAACAGCGACGUCGAAAGCUUCUUGUCGGGGAGGGGCAGGGAACGGGCUUGCAGCAGGGAGGCUUAAAUCGGCCCCAACUGUCGCACUUGGAUGCUCAGUACGAUGCUGCGAACGCUCGCCUAGAACGCGCGUUGAAGCAGAUCGAGGAGAUGGAGGAGGAGGAGGCAGCAGCAGCUGCUGCCCCUUCUUGCAGUGCUGCACGGGAGGCGGAAGGCGGCAGGGACCGUUUAGACAUCGCUGGCGACACGGGAGCUGUGGGGCAGAAAAAGAGCCUCGUGUCUGCUGUCGCUGGGGGGGGGGGCCCCUCUGUCGGGUCGGUCGCCGGGUGUAAUGACAGCGCCUCGGGGGCGGGGGCGGGGGGCCCCCCUGCGUAUUCUGGCAUUAGCAGCCGCGUCGACUACGUGGAGAGGGUCGCUCAGCUGCCUCCUGAACCGCAAGUGGAGUGGUGCGAAGCUCUCAAGGCGUGGGUUGUUACGCCGGCAGACGACGAGGAGGGGCCCCUUGGGGGGGGCCCCCAUCGGCUUGUCAUUCCAGAAUCCGGCAAAACCGUCCUCAAGAUGUUCACGAUACGCAAAUUCGGAUUUCGGGUGGCUCGCGAAAGAGCUUUGGAGUGGAGAAAUAAGCGGAGGGAGAAAGCCAUGCAAGAAUCUAGUGGUCGCAGAAGUCGCCCGGCGACACACGCCAAUGCGACGAUGCUGUUGGAGCCAACGCCCUCGGCUGUCUCGGCGCCUGCUUCUGCUGUAUCACCGAGUUAUUCCACGAGCACAUGUGCAUCGACGCCAAGCCCUUCAGCGUCUCCAGCGGCUGCAGUUGUACCCGCAUCGGCUGCAGCAGCAGGGGCGUCUUCGGGAUCGGAUGUGUGGAGUGGCAUGUGCAGCAGCGGCAACAACAACGGCAGCAGCAGAAAGCGGUUGGCAGCGGCAGCCGCUGAGACGUCUGCUGCCGCUGACUGUGCUACCCCCGAUUUAUCUGCCCUUGUGCCGGAGGCGCUGCCUGUCGGAAGUGCAGGAGGUACGGCAGCAGCAUCAUCAGGAGGAGGGAGCGGCAGCGUGGAGGUUAUGCGAAGUGCAGUUUGUCACAUCUUGCGUAAUUUGCAACAGUGUAUUAGCCGUAUCUUGACGUCGGAGAGGGCGUCGGGAGCCGAUGAGCAGCUGGCGGUCGACAUUCACAAGUGGAGCCAGGCGGUGUAUGUACAGCUGGAUCUUUUCUCGUCGUUUGCACAACUGGCGUGUGAAAGUCGGCAUCCCGACGCGGAAGCGCUCGUUUCGGAGAUGCUCAUGCCCUACUUGCGGCUUUUUGCUCAUUGCAUCCGUCUCAACAAACUGCCUAGCCAGCUGCCUGAGGAGUAUCAGCUGCUUCUCCUGGAUGCGUUGUGUAUCUUGGGAACGCCAGAUACCGCAGGCAAGGUCGAGCUGCAGCAGCAGCAACAAGAGGAAGCAUUGAGGGGGGCUGCUGCGCUUAUGCUGCCUGACACAAAUGCGGAUCUCUUGUCUCUGCCUCCUACUCCGGAUGCAACAACGCCUUCUGGUGCUGCUUCAGCUCUUGCCGUGUCACCAGCAGCUCUGGCAACGCCGCAUGCGUAA
This is a messenger RNA of Cyclospora cayetanensis, 3249 nucleotides long. Its product is annotated as spidroin-1. The coding region runs from base 1 to 3249 and encodes 1082 amino acids. The transcript is spliced from 6 exons. Gene Ontology annotation, biological process: regulation of DNA-templated transcription. The record is from RefSeq and is a predicted model, not a curated record. NCBI's taxonomy places the organism in Eukaryota, Apicomplexa, Conoidasida, Eucoccidiorida, Eimeriidae. Gene Ontology annotation, molecular function: DNA-binding transcription factor activity.